Molecule: messenger RNA, 622 nt
Organism: Trichomonas vaginalis G3
Lineage: Eukaryota; Parabasalia; Trichomonadida; Trichomonadidae
Product: KilA, N-terminal/APSES-type HTH, DNA-binding family
Exons: 1
Source: RefSeq, a predicted model, not a curated record
AUGUACCAAAUGCAAAGUAUUUUGACAGCAUGUUUUGCUCCAGAUACCAAACAUACAGACGAUUGGUUCAAAAACCAAAGCACACAAGAACUUUUGAGCGAAGCACAGCGAGACCGACUUCCUUCGGGGUCGCCUAAAACUCAUGAAAAUCGUAAAAAUUUGCCAAAUGGUUUGAGAGGUUGGUAUGUACAUAGACUUCUUGUAAAUGCUGUUGCAAUGUGGGCUUCAGCUCGUUAUGCUUGGAAUAUUUACAAACUUCUUGACGAAAUUCAUAGACAAGAACGUGAAGAGAUGGAAAAGAAACUUCAUGCAAAAGAUGAAGUCAUUGAAGCAAAAGACAAAAGCAUUCAGAAAAGAAUACCACGUUCGGUACCAAAAGGUAAGGAAAAGAACUAUAAGUAUAUGAUUUAUACUGAAGAGUUGGAGAAAGAAGAAGACAGAGAUAUGGUUAUGUUGCAUUUAGUCAGAAGAAACAACAAAAGCUUUUACGACCUUGCUAAGAUUUACAAAUCUGACAGAAAUUGGUUCUAUCGCGAAAACUUACCGAUUUCAAUGACCCCAAAUGAAGAUGUGAAACAAAUAGUUCAAGAUACGUUACCUCAAACACACUAUGAUAUUAAAG